Molecule: messenger RNA, 2213 nt
Organism: Jaculus jaculus (lesser Egyptian jerboa)
Lineage: Eukaryota; Metazoa; Chordata; Mammalia; Rodentia; Dipodidae
Gene: Rpusd4
Product: RNA pseudouridine synthase D4
Exons: 7
Coding region: 7-1116 (369 amino acids)
Biological process (GO): pseudouridine synthesis
Molecular function (GO): pseudouridine synthase activity; RNA binding
Source: RefSeq, a predicted model, not a curated record
GGCAAGAUGGCGGCGCCCAGGUGUUGCACCCUGUGUCUCCGGGUCCUGAGUUCGAGCCUGCGUCCUGGGAGCCUAUUCACGUUGUCUAAGCCCUUCUGUUCCGCCGCUGCUGCCUCUAGACCCCUGGAUGCCCAGCGAUUAGCGGAGAGGCUCCGAGCCCAGAAACGGGAGCUAAAGAAGCUGCCGGUGCCUACUAGUCCUGUUCAACGGAGGGUGCAAGAACUAGUGCGAUUCACACAGCAGUUGCAGCGAGUUCACCCCAACGUGCUUGCUAAGGCACUGUGCCGCGGGAUUCUCCAUCAGGAUAAAGACCUUGUGGUCAUCAAUAAGCCCUAUGGUCUCCCUGUCCACGGUGGCCCUGGAGUCCAGCUCUGCAUUAGUGAUGUACUGCCCAUCUUGGCGAAGAUGCUUCAUGGACACACUGCAGAGUCAUUGCAUCUGUGCCACCGGCUGGAUAAGGAAACCACAGGUGUAAUGGUAUUGGCUUGGGAGAAGGAAGUGGCACAUCAAGUUCAAGAGCUGUUUAGGACUCGCCAGGUGGCAAAGAAGUACUGGGCUGUCACUGUCCGUGUCCCUGUGCCCUCUGCAGGAGUUGUGGACAUCCCCAUUGUUGAGAAGGAGGUACAAGGCCAACAGCAACACCACAAGAUGACACUGUCCCCGAGCUACCGUAUGGACAAUGGGACAAUGGUGAAAGUGCGAGCCAACCGGAAUGCCCAUGUUGCUGUAACUCAGUACCAGGUGCUUAGCAGCACUCUCUCCUCUGCUCUUGUGGAGCUCCAGCCUGUUACUGGAAUAAAACAUCAGCUUCGAGUUCAUCUGUCCUUUGGAUUAGAUUGCCCAAUCCUGGGUGAUCAUAAGUACUCAGACUGGAAUAGGUUGGCACCCCAGAAGCUUUCUGCUGGCACCUUGAAGAAGCUGGGGUUGCCACAGUCGAAGGCCCGCUACAUCCCCCUCCACCUGCAUGCCAGACAGCUGAUUCUGCCUGCUCUGGGCUCCAGAAAGGAGGAACUCCUCUUGGACUGCAAGCUUCCUCACUUCUUUGUACAUUCCCUUCACCGUCUGGGUUUAGAGGUGCCAAGUCCGGGUCAAAGCAGGGAUGAUGAAGCACAGUGAAGACUACUGGGCAAUGUGGCCCCUGACCUCUGCUGUGUUUAUGGACUCUCCUGACCUCUCACUUGGAAUAGACUACAGGAGUCAAUCAGGAGGGAGAAGUUAAAACUUGGUUGCUUCAGGGCUUUUAAUGAAGAACAAAGUCUGUUUACUUGGAGUUUAUAUGUACAGUAGAAGAGCCUGCUAGAGGUCUCUCCGCCUUAGGGUCUCUGGCAAGAUGAAAGCCUAGGACCAGGAACAUUGUUAUACUGGUCUGAAAAGGAGAACUAAAGGCUGGAAUCUGGAGCCAGGAACUAUUUUCAUCCAAUGGGAAUGCUUAUGCACUAACAGGAAUGUUCCCCUGGUUGGGAAGAGCAUAAUAGUUAAGCAUACACUAGGGAGCACAGGCAUUCUGUCACAAAGAGUGUGAAUGCUUACUUCUCUAGUGUUUGUGAAGCCUGUAGAGAGGGUGUUUAGGGUGAGGUUGGGGUGGCAUAUUUGAUAGGCAGGGGAGCAGAUGACAUGGAUAGGCAGACAAAGUAAGAAAGCAGGUAUGAGGAAGUAGCAGAGACAACAAACCAAGGAGCAUACACACUGUCUAGUAGUUGUUAGCUCAGGCUGGCUGCCACGUGAGAACAGAUUUUCUCUUUUUUUUUUCAGAGAAACAGCAAAUCUAAAUUAUGUGAAAUAUCAGAGUAUUAUGAACUGUAUCAAGAUUUCAAAAAAUAAAAAUUCGUAGAGAAUGAGGAGAUAACUCAAUGGGUAAAUCACUUCCCACUUAAGCCUGAUUGCCUGAGUUCAGACCCCAGGUCCCACACACAAUCCAGAGCACGGAUGGCAGGAUGGAAGCUGGAGACAAGAGAACUGCCCAGAAGCAAAGACCAACACCAGAAGUCCUCUGACUUACACACACACACACACACACACACACACACACACACACAAACACGAUUGCAUGUGGGCACUCACACCUUCACACAGGUAGAUCAUGCACAUACCAAAAAUAAGCAAAUAAGAUAAAUAAGCUUAAAAAGUAGGGCUGGAGAGUUGGCUUAGUGGUUAAACACUUGCCUGUGAAGCCUAAGGACCCUGGUUUGAGGCUCAAUUCCCCAGGACCCACA